Molecule: messenger RNA, 2259 nt
Organism: Trichomonas vaginalis G3
Lineage: Eukaryota; Parabasalia; Trichomonadida; Trichomonadidae
Product: ubiquitinyl hydrolase protein
Exons: 1
Coding region: 1-2259 (752 amino acids)
Source: RefSeq, a predicted model, not a curated record
AUGGAUUCAUUUGAUGCAUUGAUUAAUGAAAUUAAGAUCAGUGGGAACUAUGAUGAUAUGUUUGAUUCUUUCAUUGAUCUUUUAGGCUCAGACUCAAUUCCAAUUGACAAACAACCAGAAUUAUUGCAACAAUCUCAAAAAUUAAUACAUAUUAUAUUAUCUUUAUCUGGUAUAUCGUCAACAGAGAGAGAACGCGUAUUACUUUGCAUUCAAAGAUUGGCAACAAUUUUCGGAAUGUCAUUCUGCAGUGGAGUGACAAUGUACAAAGAGCCACUCUUACUGUUAUUUGAAAAGAAUGAAAACUUUUACACCGGAAAUGAGCAAGCUACUGCAUCAUUUAAAGAAUUUGUCAGAUAUUUCAUGGAUAUUGUAUUUGGAGAAUUCCAAUCCUUAUUCAUCGAAAACUACACAAUUGAAAACCUAAUAUUUAUGGCCAAAAUUGUUUUAGCUGUUCAAUCAUCAAUCGAAGCAAGUGAAUCAAUACAAAUAUUCGAGGAGUUAGCAGAUACAAUUAAUAAAUCACUUCAAACACUUAUUAACUCGGAAAUCAAUGUCAGCAAAGAAGAUUUGAAUACAAUAUUUGAAUUCUGUUUCAAUUCAAAGAAAUGCUACAGCAAUUUACUUAUUUUGGCUGGAAAAUAUUUGAAUGGCAAUGUUUUCGAUACAAAAUUUGUUGCUGUCAAAAAUAUCACAAAAUUAGCAAAUCUUGAUGAUAACUCAUGCUUCAUUGAAUGGGCAGAGAAGUCAUUCUUCACCGAAUUCAUUUCAAGAAAGGAUCUUCAUGAAGAAUUAUAUUCUCAUUUGAUAACUCCAGCGACAAAGUACUUUGAAAAGCACAAAUUAUCAAUAGAAGAGAUCAAGAAUCUUUAUGGAAGUGUUAAUUCAAUGCCAAUUGGUAUUCGAGAAUCUUAUAUCAAAUUGAUUGCAAGUGUUAUUUCAAAAUCAACAGAAAUUGCGCAGUCAUUCAUUGAAGAUGCACGUAAAACAGAAAUUACAAUUGAAACAGCUAAUCUUUUCUUUCAUAUUUUGACAAAUGGAGAAGAUUUGAAUGAAGACAUUCUGACAGCUCUUAUUGAUAUCAGUUUAAGCAAAGGAAUGAUUGAUGGAUUCAAAGUUAACUGGAAGAAGAUCUGCAGCAUUGAUAAAUACCAAAAUGUCUUAUCAAAGUAUUUAUCAAAAUCCAUAGAAAAUCAUUUAUUUAAUACUGAUGUUUAUAUUGCAUUGAUCAAAUCAUGUCUUCCUCAGAAUAUUGCCAUUGAUGUUUACAAAGCAAUUCUUGAGCAAAUGAAGAAUGAUGACCCAGAAAUUCUGAAGUUGUUACAAUAUAUCGAUAUCGAUCUUGUAAUUGAGAAAUUCACUGAAUGUUUAGAAUUUAUGAUUCCUAUUUUUUGCAAGACAAAAUCAAUUCUUUCUUCCAAUAUUCUCUUAAAUGUUACAAAUGGUAAAAUCAACAUCGACCAUUCAGUUAUUUUCAAAUGGAUCGAUAUACUCAAUGAGAAUAUCGAAUAUACAUUAACAGAAAACCUUCCAUUCAUCAAUAGACUUGCAUUUGAACUGGCAAGAAGUAUUUGCAUUAAUUCCUCAACAAUUUUUGUUUACAACACUACCAACAAUAAAUUUGAUGCAAAAGCAUUUGGCCCUCUAAUGAAAAUAUUAGAUAGACAAGAUCUGAAGGAUAAAAAUCUAAAUUACUUUUUGAGAGGUAUGAUAAAAUUUGUUAAUCAAUUAAAAACAGAUGGCUACAGACAAAUGUUCAAACUAUUAUCAGAUUUGAAAUCCGUCAAUAAAGUUAUUUUGCUACAAGCACUUGUAAGACUCUGUAAUUGUUUGAUUAUUCAGCCACACGUUGAUACACUUGUGGAAUCAUAUUACUCUGAUAUCAAAUGUAUUAUUGGUGAUGAAGUAUAUUACGCUCCAAGAAAUUAUUUAAUAAAUAAAAUAUUGAAGAAACAGUAUUCUAAAGCACAUGGAAAUGUACCAUUCAAACUCAAGGAUGAUAAAAGUAAAGGAGAAGCCACAACUAAAUCAUUUGUCGUGCAUUUCAUUGCUGAACCACAUCCAACAAAGAAGAAACCAGAGAUAAUAAACUACGAUGACCAGACAGAUGUUUUAGAAGAUAUCAGAGAGAAACUUAUUGAUAUAUUAAAUGAUGAAGAAAAAGAUGAAUAUGCUUUCAAAGCAUUGGCUUUUAUGAAGAAAGUUAAAUACGAUGAUGUAUUAGAAAAACUUAAAGAAAAUGAGAAAAACAAGUUUAGAUAA